AUGUCUGGCUCCUACCCUAACUUUUCAUUUUAUUACGAUAAUCAGGAUCGCUCCGAUGUGAUCAUCUGCUUCUCUGGCAAGAAAGUAUAUGCUCACAAGCUUAUUCUGGCUGGAGCUUCAGAGUUUUUCCACAUAGCGUUCAAGAGUAACUUUCCGGUACAUCGAAGCAGGCCUCAUGCGUUCAAACACCGUACUGACAAGGCGCAUCAGAUUGCGAGCCAAGCCGAAGUUGAGAUUGAAGACUUUCCUCCCGAAGUUGUGUACGCAAUGAUAAGACACAUAUAUGGCUACCCUUUCAAUCAGGCUUUCAUGGCCAGCCGACCAAACUUGAGUCAGCUUCCUGAUUUUUGGGUCGCUGUCCUGCUCAUCGCCAACGAAUAUCGAGUGCAGUCGCUCACCGCAGCUGCUACCGACACCAUCCUUACCUUCCUCGGAAAGAAUAUUUGUCCAACUACAGAGUUGUUUCAGAACUUCCCUCAGGACUACAAGGAUAAUUUCGCCAGGACAGUCUACAAGGUAUCGGAUCUGUAUCACAAUAACAAAUUGGCAGAUAACUCGUGCUUGGAUGGUAUGAUAUGGAUACUGUGUCAGCAUGGGGUCUGGAUAUACGAGGAGCACAUGAAUAUCGGCAAGGCGCUGGAAGGUCUGGAGCCGGUUUGUGCGCGGGUACUUCAUCUCAUGAACGAGCAGAGGAAAUUUUUGAAGUGCUGCUGUAAUCGAUUGAUUACUGAUGAACCUCACCAGCAUACAGUGGGGUGA
Aureobasidium musti is the source of this 759-nucleotide messenger RNA. NCBI's taxonomy places the organism in Eukaryota, Fungi, Ascomycota, Dothideomycetes, Dothideales, Saccotheciaceae. The record is from the annotation of a GenBank genome assembly.